Messenger RNA from Penicillium griseofulvum, 336 nucleotides. RefSeq lists its product as uncharacterized. The record is from RefSeq and is a predicted model, not a curated record. Lineage: Eukaryota; Fungi; Ascomycota; Eurotiomycetes; Eurotiales; Aspergillaceae. The transcript has a single exon. Bases 1 to 336 code for a protein of 111 amino acids.
AUGAAGUUCACUGCCAUCAUCGCCUCCCUCUGCUUAGUCGCGGCUCCAUUCGUCGCCGCAGAGGAGACCACCACCUUAACUUCAACAACAACCAUCACCAAGACGCUGGUCCGUGUCAACUCGGUGACUGCAACUCCUAGUUCCACCUCGAGUUCCAACGUUAGCAGCAUGACCACCGUCCCUGCUUCAUCGACGCCUCUGUCUCACGCCUCCUCCACUACUUCUGCUACCGCAGCAGUCACCUCAACCGGCGCAGCGGCUAACAUUGGCGCUGGCAUGCCAGCUGCCUUGGCCGCCGCCGGCUAUAUCAUUGUGAUGGUGGGCCAAGCCCUGUAA